CUGGCUCAGCCAGCUCUGCAGACACUCGGAGUGCUGCUGGAGUUUUGAUUUCAUGGCUGUAGUGUUCAGGAUUUGGAGCUGAGGAUAUGGACUGCUUUCGACUUCACAAAAACAGGGCGAACAAAGACCCGCUGUUUCUGACGGGGGUGACCUUCCCUUCAGAGUAUCCUGCUAGCCCAGAGACACUAGUCAAGCUGACUGUGUAUGAUGCAAAGGACAAGAGCCAGGAAUCAGUCAUCUGAUGGUGUGUGCACAGCAGGAACAGUGGUGGUGAGCCGUCUGAAGAUGGGGGAGAUGGAGGAGGUUGACGUUGACCACAUCACCACCGACAUACCAUCACAUAAGUGUCCCGUGGUUUGUGAGUCUGCGUCCCAUGCCUGCAUCGACAAAGAAAAUAACCCACUAACAGGGCCGGUGUUCAAGAACCCAGUAUGCAAGGUGUACAGAUUUCAAACAGUGGACAGCAAGUGGAUGCUUGUGCGGGAACAAAUGGAGGAGUGCACGUUGUCCUUUAGCGUCCCUAAACAGCUGCUCUCGCUCUAUAUUCAGGAGGACAUGAGCAGGGUACAGGACCUGAGGGAGCUGGGGGAGCUGUCUCCUCACUGGGACAACUUAAGAAAAGAGGUGAUGACACGAUAUGGAGGAAUCAUCAGCUCCUACCAGGAGACUUUGGCUGAACUGGACAAGAUUACUGGUCGUUCAUUCAAGCCAAGCUGCUGCAAAGCCCAGAAAUCUCUGGAGUUCAUCCCAAUAAACCUGCACACCCAGAGGAUGAGGGUGACGUGCCCCAGAAAAACAGAUGCGUUCUAUGACAUUGUCACUGUUGGUGCCCCUGCAGCCCACUUCCAAGGCUUCAAGUGUGGUGGUCUUCAGCGUGUCCUUAGCAGAUAUGAAGCAGAGAAAAAGAGCUUCAGCACUGCCUACCAGUGUAUCUACUACUCUCCAGAGCACACAGCCAAAGCUCAGGAGGUGCUCAGCACCAUGAGCCUCCUCCAGCCCCUCAUCACAAGCUUAGCGGACCAGCUCCUCCAGGCUGCCCAGGAGCACUCUUCCCCCGGACUGAGGGAUGCACUCAAGAACCUUUCUGACAAGACAGAACAAUUUGUUCACACACUUAAGGAUGAAUUGGUCAAGAGUGCACUGCUAGCAUUGCACGCAGCACGGCCCGGGUACGUUUCCAAGAACCAGAAGCAAACCUCGGUGCAGGGAGGCCAACAUCACGGCCACAUCCACCAGGACAGUGACCAGAAUCAAAGCCCAGUCCAGGGACUUCCUGGCCACAGUCCGACCUUGUCGGUCACUGAGAGCACAGCGGUGUGUAAUAAUGUGGAGGAAUCACAAACCACGACUAGGGGAGAAGGUGGGACUCUGCCGCUGAAGCACCAAGACUCCAUACCGCACCAUAAAGAGUAUGACGAGGAGGAGUGGGACAGGGUGUGGGCCAACGUGGCCAAAUGUCUGAACUGUGUAAUCGCCAUGGUGGAUAAACUCCAGGAGGAAGACAACAGCAAGCAGGAGCCAGUCCCUGAGCAGCAGCUGGCUGAUGUCAUCACCUCACACAACCCCGGCGACUGGCGGGAGCAGCUGCGUCCUCCAGUGACCAGGUUAAAGGAGUGUGUGAUGGAGGUGGUGGAGAAGGCGAAGAAAGCAAUGACCUUUGUGCUCCUGCAGGAGGCAGCCUGUAGCAUUCCACAAGGCUUUCUCCUCCAACAGAGGCGAGAUGUGGUCUUCAGUCAGGCACUGGCAGCCUUAGCCUGCGGUUUCGUGAUGAGGCUGUACGCAGGAAUGCAGGACAAAGGCUUCCUGAGGCAGCUCCACCUUGUUGGCCUGGUGGCCCAGUUUGAGAGCCUUCUCAGCACAUACAGUGAAGAGAUUGGGAUGCUGGAGGACAUGGAGGUUGGGAUCUCAGACCUGCAGAGAGUCGUGUUCCAGAUAACAGAGGCCAAGACAGAUGACUUCAGCGACCUCCAACCUUUAGUGUGUGGCCGACGAGACCACUUCGCUGUAGAAGUGCCAUUACCACGACUGGUUUUCCAGACCUUGCCAGAGGAAAUCAAGGAGGGCAAGCCUCUUCGAGUUUUUCCGGUGCUGUUUAACGUGGGCAUCAACGAACAGCAAACUAUAGCUGAGAGGUUUGGAGAUAUCUCUCUACAAGAAAGAAUAAACCAGAAGAACUUUGAGAUGUUAGAAGCCUAUUACAAAUCAAUAAGUGAAAAGGUGCCACUAGAAUGUCUACCAUGUUUUCAGACACAGACUGACAUAAAGGAAUUACUUGAAACCUUGGGGCAGAAUGUAGUUACAAAGAAGAGAAAGAAUGUGGAGAUACUAUGGAUUGCUGGAACGAUCUGCCGAAGGUUAAAUGGCAUCAGGUUUACCAGCUGUAAAAGUGCCAAAGACCGGACAUCUAUGUCUGUCACUUUAGAGCAGUGUGCCCUCCUACGUGAUGAACACCAGCUCAGCAAGGAUUUCUUCAUCCGUGCUCUGGACUGUAUGCGGAGAGAAGGAUGUCGGAUUGAGAACGUUCAAAAGAAUAUUAGAUGCAGGAAAUAUGCCUUCAACAUCUUGCAGCUGAUGGCCUUCCCCAAGUGCUACCGACCACCAGAGGGGACUUACGGCAAAGUUGACUCUUGAGGACGCAAGUAAUGUACUGUCAAACCAGUCAUUGUGUGUAACCCAAGUAGUAAAUAUGAGAACUUCGACAAAAUAGUGAGGAUGUAAAAUGUUUCUUUCUUUUUAAGACAAUUCUUUGUUUAGUUUUAGGUUACACUGUUACGUAAGGAGGCAGUGUAUGUGUUUAUACAAGCUGGAUUUGCCAAACGUGUUAUUUGUCAAGUUAAUGCACUUUCUAUAUUUGCCUUUUUCAUGGCCUAAGAAGAGCUGAAGAGUGGGAAAAUACAUUGGAUGAACGUCCGUGCCACAGUGUUUUUUGUGGUCUUCCCAAUGCUUUGGAAACAAACAGUUUAUAGUCUCAUUACAUGUUUGGAUAUACAGAGCUGUACAGGAUGAAGAUUCACACUCAAAAGUUCCCUCCUGCUUGUAGGAGUUCAUCAUUUUCUGCAGUUCAUGAGCAUUUGAUCUGUACAUUAUUAUGGUAUCACAUAUCCUGGUCCAAAUUUUCCUUAUACUGUUUUUGACUGUUGCAGAUGUGUAGUUUCAUUAAUUUUGACUGAACUGUCCUCAUGGAUGUAAGUUACAUACCAGUAUUUUAAGGCUUAUUUUGAUAACUCAUCCCAUUCUCGUAAUGGUUGCACCUCAGCUUUUUUCCAUUUUUAUAUCCCAAGGUACAAGCCAGUGUAACCACAUGAAGUAUAGGUGGGUUAUAGAACAAGAUGAGGCUAUUGGACCAUCAUUUCUGAAUGGUAUAUAAGAAAUUGCAUUAUUUAUUUUUGUAUUCGAAGAUCAUUUUAUUUUCUAAGGGUUGAUACCUUGGACUUAAAUGCAUGUUUGAAAUGUAUUUGUUGUGUCAUAGAUUAGACAUUUACAACUGGCUAUUUGAAAUAAAAUAAAAUAAUGGUUUAAUGUG
Messenger RNA from Morone saxatilis (striped sea-bass), 3523 nucleotides. RefSeq names its product inositol polyphosphate-4-phosphatase type II B (gene inpp4b). Gene Ontology annotation, cellular component: cytoplasm. Gene Ontology annotation, molecular function: phosphatidylinositol-3,4-bisphosphate 4-phosphatase activity. NCBI's taxonomy places the organism in Eukaryota, Metazoa, Chordata, Actinopteri, Moronidae. The record is from RefSeq and is a predicted model, not a curated record.